Diuraphis noxia (Russian wheat aphid) is the source of this 720-nucleotide messenger RNA. RefSeq names its product putative glycosyltransferase ALG1-like. The record is from RefSeq and is a predicted model, not a curated record. Lineage: Eukaryota; Metazoa; Arthropoda; Insecta; Hemiptera; Aphididae. Gene Ontology annotation, cellular component: endoplasmic reticulum. Gene Ontology annotation, molecular function: mannosyltransferase activity.
CUACCUACUUAUUUAUGAUAGUCAAUUGGACAGUUUAAAUUUACCCACAAAUACAAAUUUGUUUAUUUAGUUAUUGUUCUGUGGAUAUGGUUCUGGGUAUCUGUUGAGACUUAAAUUUUAUUACUGUACCUUUAAAUAUCUAUUUAGUUCAAGAAAUAACUAGGUCACCACAAUAUAUUAACCAAAAUUAUUGUUUCAGAAUAUGACGAAAGUGAUGAUAUCUACCUAAAACUCGUUUGUGUGAUCACUGGACAAGACCUACUAAGUGUCACUAUUAAAAAAUGAUUUUAAAAUUAAAAUUCAAAAAGGUUUCAAUCAUUACACCUUGGCUCGAGAAUAACGACUAUCCACUUCUUUUAGCGUGUGCUGAUCUUGGUGUUUGUAUAAGUGUCUAAUAGAGGUUUACUCUUGCCGAUGAAAUCAUCAAUAUGUUUGGCGUUGGUAUACCUGUCUGUGCAUAUGAUUUUGCUUGCUUAGAUGAAUUGGUUCAACACGAUGGAAAUGGUCUUGUAUACACCGAUGAAAAUGAGCUUGCAUUGCAAAUUAUGGCAUGGUUUAAAAACAUCCCUUUGCAGACUUUUGAAAAACAGAAUAGAUUUUGCAAAGAAAUUGAUAAGUUUCGAGCAGUCGAUUGGCAACUAACUGGAUGAAUAACACGUAUCCAAUUUUUUCAAACAUAGAUGAUUAGCUACCAUUUUUAUAGAUAUUUAAGUUUAAAAA